AUGCAGCCGCAGUACCGUGGGUACGCUCCACAACAUGCCGCGCCGAGGACAGCAGGACAGCAUGUCCCACCCCGCCGCGGCGGCAUCGGCCCCAUGAUGUCGGCCGGUCCUCACCACUCCGUGCCCAUGACGCAGGCGCAAAUCAACCAGCAACAUCACCAACAACAACAGGCGAACCACCUUGCGAAAUUGAGGAGUCGCAAGCCCACCGACAAGUCGCUACCCGAUGGCGUCGAGGAGACAUUGGUCGGGAGCGAUGUCGCGGCCGCCUACAAAAACCUCCGCGACUUGGAGCGCCGCCUCGAUGCCACCAUGACGCGCAAAAGGCUGGAUAUUGUUGAUUCGCUAAGCCGAAACACAAAGCGGUACAAGACUUUGCGCAUCUGGAUCAGCAACACCGUGGAGGACCAAUUCUGGCAGAGCAACGGCCUCAACGUCGACACUUUCGACUUUUCGUCGAACCUCGAGUCCUCAUACCGCGUCAAGAUAGAGGGCAGACUGCUCGACGACGAUGACGAAUCCGAGACGGACGACGAGGAGCCCAAGGCCGGGGACGGCGGGGCCGAUGGCGGCAAGAUGGAAACCGACACGCCCAGCAAGAUCAAGACCAAGGCUGCGCCCGCAAAGAGGGCCCGGCUGUCGCACUUCUUCAAGGCCCUCACGGUGGACUUUGACCGGUCGAGGUCCGGGAGCUCGGGUGCGGAUCCCAUCGUCGAGUGGAAGAAGCCGGACAGGACGCCGGCCGGGGCGGGCAACCUCCCAGCCAUGGCCGACUUUGACCAAUUCACGUUCAAGAGAAACGGGGACGAGAACAUGAACAUCACCAUCAACCUCUUCCGGCACGAGGAUCCCGAGCGGUUCGAGCUCAGCCCCGAGCUCGCCGAAGUCAUCGACAUGCGCGAGGCAACGCGCCAGGAAGUGGUCAUGGCCCUGUGGGAGUACAUCAAGCUGAUGAAUCUACAAGAGGACGAGGAAAAGCGCAACUUCCGCUGCGACGAUCUGCUGAGGACCCAGAUCAUCCCCCGCGAGACAGGGUACAUCCCGCAGCUCAACGAAUACAUCACCCCGCACCUGCGCCCGCUGCCGCCCAUCAAGCUGCCCUACACGAUCCGGGUCGACGAGGAGUUCCACAAGGCGCCGCAGCCGACCAUCUACGACGUCCGCGUCGCCGUCGACGACCCGCUGCGCGCCAAGCUGCUGCCCUUCAUCCAGAACCCGCAGUACGCGGCCAUGCUCAAGGACGUCGCCGUGCUCGACGACCAGCUGGCCACCCUCGUCCAGGCCGUCGCCCACUCCAAGGCCAAGCACACCUUCCUGACGUCCAUGGCCCGCGACCCGGUCGGGUUCGUCAAGGCCUGGCUGAGCUCGCAGAAGCGCGAUCUCGAGGUCAUCAUGGGCGAGGCCACGCGCGGCGGCGGCGAGGACGCCACCGGCGACGAGUGGCGCCGCGGCGGCAGGGACAGCGUCUGGGCCACGCCCAACGCCAGGGAGAGCGUCAACGUGCUGCUUUCGAAGCAGCCCGCCAGGGUGUGA
Molecule: messenger RNA, 1533 nt
Organism: Thermothielavioides terrestris NRRL 8126
Lineage: Eukaryota; Fungi; Ascomycota; Sordariomycetes; Sordariales; Chaetomiaceae
Exons: 4
Coding region: 1-1533 (510 amino acids)
Biological process (GO): regulation of transcription by RNA polymerase II
Cellular component (GO): SWI/SNF complex; nucleus
Source: RefSeq, a predicted model, not a curated record